UGCCUGGUAGUAACUACCAUUUACUGAGCAUUCACUGUACCAAGUGCUUUAUCACACUUAGUCCUCACACCAACUGUCAGGUCUACCAAAACUCUUAGGUCCACUUUACCCUAGGAAACAGGCACAGGUUUUCAUCUGGUGAAGACGAGGCAUUAAGUGGCAGAACGAGAGCUCUUCAUCACAUUUCGUGUUUGAAGUCGCUCAGCUGUAAACCCCCGAUUAUGACAGGUUUCCAUUCCGAGGCUCCAGAUGUCUGUCCUUCUAGCUUGGUGCCCGCCAGUGUGAUCAGUGUGGACAGAUCAAUGACCAAGCCAGGGAGUUGGUCCUUUCCCUUUAUCCCUCAUUCAUGACCAGAGGAAAGCCUGCCCUGACCAUGUCUCACAUCGGGUACACGCCUUGUCCACUGAAUAGACCAAGCACCAGAGGGCAGGGGUAUCUGAUACUCUGUGUUGGGCCCAGUGCGGGGGGUAUGUGUGUGUGUCUGAGGCCUAACAUCCCGGGAUCGGAGUCCCGCUUCCCACUGGAACCAUGCCUGUCCCCAUCCCAAUGAGGCUGGACGCUGGGAAGCAGGGGAGGAUGAAUCCGACCGUCAGGGGACUUCUUAGGGAGAGGAGCGACCUGGGGGUGAGGGCUCUGAGGAGUGAAACCACUUCCUGUGCAGCUAGUUCCUGUGUUGACAGAGCUGGAGGGGAGGAGAGGGGGAGGGAACAGAGUGGUGCGGGUUGGGGUCCACGGCGGCUCUGGAGAGGGGAAGGCCCUGAGUUCUCGCCCACCUUGAAAGGCCUCCACUGCUGCUGGAGGGGCCGGCCAGCCUCUGCGCCCCUGGGGAAGAGGUUGAGCAAGCAGUUUGGGGCAUGGAGGCUGAGAGACCCCAGGAAGAAGAGGAUGGUGAGCAGGGCCCCCCUCGGGAUGAGCAUGGCUGGCCCCCUGUAAACACCACCGUUCGACCUUGGCGAUCUGCUCCUCCAUCCCCUCCUCCAGGGACCCGCCGCACAGCCCUAGGACCCCGCUCGGCCUCCCUGCUCUCCAUGCAGACUGAGCUCCUCCUGGACCUCGUGGCUGAGGCCCAGUCCCGCCGCCUCGAGGAGCAGAGAGCCACCUUCCACGUCCCCGAGGAUCCCCCAAACCUAGCCCCAGCCCCACCCCGGCCCCAGGAGGACAGAGAACAGCUCUACAGCACCAUCCUCAGUCACCAGUGCCAGCGCAUGGAAGCCCAGCGGUCAGAGCCCCCCCUACCCCCAGGGGGACAGGAGCUCCUGGAGUUGCUGCUGAGAGUUCAGGGUGGGGGUCGAAUGGAGGAACAAAGGUCUCGGCCCCCCACUCACACCUGCUGAGAUCUGAGCCCCCCACCAGCCCCUCCUCACUCCCGGGGCUCCAAGCGGGGCAGCCCGCUGCCCACCCUCAACCCUGCUGGGCAGGGGCGCCAGAAACUGGACCCAGCACAAAUCUGUCCAUCGUCCUCGCCCAUGUUCCUGGGAACUGAGGGGGUGAAAGGCCUCGCACCCUGGGAAUAGUCCAGGUAGGAUGUCACCCAGGACCCUCCCUGAGUGCGCGGAGCCGGAGGCAGUGAGGGUCCCAGCACCCAGGGACACCCGUCCCUACUCCGACCUCAGGGAGUGGCUUGAGUCUGGGUCCUGAGCGGUGGGGGCACCCCAGACGUCCAGCCGCUAGGCGGGAUCUGGGGCUCGAGGCCUCCAACUCCCAAGAAAAGACUAGUCCCGUCCCCUCAGGCCGUGACCCGAGGGACAGUCCCCCCUCCUUCCCAACCGGAAAGGGGGCGUGGGCCUCGCCGGGACGGACUGCGCGCCCCCGCCCCGCGCCAGGACGCCCUCCGCCGUGCACGGCUCGCCCUGCCCGCCCCCCUGCUCCGCGGGCCCAAGUUUGUUGUGAAUAAAGGUGUUCCCCUCGGACUGGACUGUGUCUGGGCUG
This is a messenger RNA of Eptesicus fuscus (big brown bat), 1929 nucleotides long. It is a transcript of the gene GPSM3, whose product is annotated as G protein signaling modulator 3. Bases 855 to 1334 code for a protein of 159 amino acids. Gene Ontology annotation, biological process: regulation of inflammatory response. Lineage: Eukaryota; Metazoa; Chordata; Mammalia; Chiroptera; Vespertilionidae. The record is from RefSeq and is a predicted model, not a curated record. Gene Ontology annotation, molecular function: GTPase regulator activity; protein binding. The transcript is spliced from 5 exons.